Messenger RNA from Vespa crabro (European hornet), 853 nucleotides. RefSeq names its product UPF0598 protein CG30010. Bases 173 to 847 code for a protein of 224 amino acids. The record is from RefSeq and is a predicted model, not a curated record. The transcript has 5 exons. Lineage: Eukaryota; Metazoa; Arthropoda; Insecta; Hymenoptera; Vespidae.
AAAAAUGGAAAUGCGCAUGUGUAUGUAUACCAUGCGACACUCGGAAGAUUGCGCAAAACGCACUUACACCACAAUGUUAGAAUGAAUAAACAAUGAGAUUGUAACUACUUUGUGUGGAUUAGACGAACUAAUAAUUAAGACGAAGUUUUAAUAAAUAAUUAUAAUCAGGAACAUGUUUACUUUAUCUAAUAUACAUUUUAAUAAAAUAGUUAUAAAUGUGCGAAAAUUUUCUUCUUAUAAGAUAUACGAACGAAGUUAUACAACUUAUGUACAAGGUCAAUCACCAGAACCUCGUAUACGAGAAUACUUUUAUUAUAUUGAUCAUCAAGGCAUGCUGUUCUUGGAUGAUGUUCGUAUAAAAAAUUUUACAUCCUGUUUUAAAGACAAAAAGUUUUUGGCUUUCUUCUUCAAACGACUCAAAAUAAAUAACACUAGACGAUAUACACAAGAAUUUCCAUAUAUCUCUCUAUGUGGUUCGGAAAGGAAUUUUGUAAAAUGUGAUGAUCUCCCUAUAGUGUUCACAAAAAUUAUUCAAAAAAAAAAUCUAGAAAUUAACAAAAUGGAGGAUUGGUUUGGUUAUUCGCAUGCUGAAGAGUUUUUAAUGGUACCAUUUGAACCAAAAAAAUUAUUUAUGGACUCUAAUUCAGGCAGAGUAUAUCAUCCUGCGCCUGAAAAAGUAGGAGGGAUUGGUCUGGUAAGAUCUAAGAUUGCUAUUGAAUUGAGUAUUUUUUUCUGUUUUGAAAAUGGUGAAGAACAAGGUCCAACUCAUUUUCAAUGGAAAAAUAACAAACAUGUAAUUGAUAACGAGUGGUAUAAAAACAGUAUGAAAUAUAAAGAUUGCUACUAAAAAUUA